CUAUGUCGCCACUUAGCCCAUCCCUAUCACACACGUAGUGUCAAAAAAGUUGGCCAAAAAACCCCAAUGAAACGCCAAAUUGUGUGUUAAAUCAAUAAAAAGCGUGUAGACCUGCUGUUUCUGUGGCUGAUUUUGGUGCUGUGCGUGUGUGACAGCGAUAGGGAAACCCCGAUUACAGAAACCUUCGACUUGGGCCAACCACCGCCCCCGGAAAUCAUGGAGAGCAUGGGGUUGGAGGAGAAGGCGGUGUACGAUGAUAUGAACCUGUACAUCACGCCGGAGAGCUUCAUCAUCGAGCCGAACGGAGGGCCGGAGGUGCUGGUAAUCGGGCGCCACGACAAGGUCACCCGGGUUCAGCCAGCGGGCGGAGGUCAUUUGGCCAACUUGCGGCCCACCAGGAGGAUUUGCGGGGUGCUGGGCACCAUCCACUUGCUGAGCUGCGAUUACCUUCUAGUGGCCACCCACCGCCUCUUCGUGGGCGUGCUCAAUGGCGCCGUCGUGUGGAGAUUAGCCGGCUAUGACAUCAUACCCUACAUUCCCAAUGCCAUCCAGCGCAAGGAGAACGAGACGUACUUGCGCCUCCUCCGCCAGACACUGGACACCAAGUACUUUUACUUCUCCUACCGCUACGACCUCACCAACUCGCUCCAGCGGCAGCGGGAGGUGGCGGCCCAAUCACGGCCAGAACAGCCUGGGUUGCUGCAGCGGGCUGAGCAGCGAUUCGUUUGGAAUGGCUAUGUGCUGCGGCAGUUCAACUGCGACAAGAUGGAGAAGUUUCAACUGCCCCUCGUCCUGGGCUUCGUGUCCAUAAACCAGGUGCAAAUCAACGGGCAGACCUUCUUCUGGAGCAUCGUCACCAGGCGUUCUGUGCAGCGUGCGGGCACUCGACUCUUCUGCCGCGGCAGCGACGAGCAGGGUCAUGUGGCCAACUUUGUGGAGACCGAGCAGAUUGUGGAGUUCAAUGGCCAGCUCACGGGAUUCGUGCAGACGCGCGGCAGCAUGCCCUUCCACUGGCACCAGCUGCCCAACCUGCGGUACAAGCCGCGACCCGUUCUGGUGCCUGGCAAGGAUCAUCUGGCCGCCUGCACCCUCCACUUCAACGAACAAAUCAAGCUGUACGGCAACAAUGUGGCUGUGAAUCUGGUGGAUCACAAGGGCGCCGAGGGUGAGCUGGAGGCGACUUACGCCCGUCUGGUUCGAGAAAUGGGCAACCAGAGAGUGCGUUAUGAGUCCUUCGACUUCCAUAGCGAGUGCCGCAAGAUGCGCUGGGACCGGCUGAACAUACUCAUCGAUCGGUUGGCCCACGAGCAGGACCAAUUCGGUGUCUAUCAUGUCUUCGACGACGGCAAGCUGGUGUCCACGCAGACGGGCGUCUUCCGAACAAAUUGCAUUGAUUGUCUGGACAGGACGAAUGUAGUGCAGAGCAUGCUGGCCCGGAGAUCCCUAACGGCGGUGCUCCAGAAGCUGGGAGUGCUGCAUGUUGGCCAGCGAGUGGAACAGGCCUCUGCAAUAUUCGAGAGCACUUUCAAGGGCGUCUGGGCGGACAAUGCGGACCUGGUGUCGCUGCAAUACUCCGGCACGUGUGCGCUCAAGACGGACUUCACCAGGACGGGCAAGAGGACGAAGGCUGGUGCUCUGCAGGACGGCAAGAACUCGCUGAUGCGCUACUAUCUGAACAACUUUGCCGAUGGCCAGCGGCAGGAUAGCAUCGACUUGUUCCUCGGCAAGUAUCUGAUCAACGACAACGAGGGCGGUGCCGUGCCAUCGCCGCUGGAAUCGAAGCGGGGCUGGCGGUUCUUCACCUUCCCCUCGGUUCUGCUGAUGGCCGUGGCCAUGUUCAUGAUCACGAUGACCUACCCGGCCGAGUUCAACACGGAGAACCUGCUGUUCAUGCUCUUCUGGGGAGCCAUGAUUGCCGUCAGUGCCACGGGAAUCCUGCACUACGGCAUCGAGUUCGUGCAGUGGCCGCGGCUUUUUCCGCCCAUCUCCUUUCGAGACCCAUGACGUUAGUGUCGUCUAGCAGAGUCACUGGGACCUACCUCUGCAGCUUCAAAAAGUCACAUUGCUCCAAGGAAAUAUCUUGUAAACCAAUUCCUGUAAUCGAUUUCAACUCCUAUCAAUUUCUGUUUGUUUUAUUGUGUUCUUGUUUAGUUGUAAAGCCCAAAGUCCAUUCCUUUCUGCAACAUGUUAGUUAUUAUUACACAAUACUUAGGCGAGCUUCAGGCGGCUUGAAACGGAAAUGGAUGGGUUUUUGGAUGGGAGGGAUUGGAGUUGUCAGGCGCCGCUAAUUAACUGCGAUUAAAUGCAAUGUAGAUCAA
Drosophila subpulchrella is the source of this 2318-nucleotide messenger RNA. It is a transcript of the gene Sac1, whose product is annotated as phosphatidylinositol-3-phosphatase SAC1. Gene Ontology annotation, molecular function: phosphatidylinositol-4-phosphate phosphatase activity. Bases 217 to 2004 code for a protein of 595 amino acids. The record is from RefSeq and is a predicted model, not a curated record. Lineage: Eukaryota; Metazoa; Arthropoda; Insecta; Diptera; Drosophilidae. The transcript is spliced from 2 exons. Gene Ontology annotation, cellular component: endoplasmic reticulum. Gene Ontology annotation, biological process: phosphatidylinositol dephosphorylation.